AUGGACGCCGAAUCUUCAGCUACCAAUAAGUUUGUCCCAGAGUACAGACGUACAAAUUUUAAAAAUAAGGGUCGUUUUUCUGCAGAUGAACUACGUCGUAGAAGGGAUAAUCAACAAGUUGAAUUAAGAAAGGCUAAAAGAGAUGAAGUUUUAGCUAAGAGAAGAAAUUUUUCUGCAACAACAGCUGCUGCAAGUACUUCUGGUGGCAAUGAUUCCGAGGAUGAGGAUGGUGAGACUGAAACCCAAGACCAAGAAUUUUACCAACAAUUGUCACAAGAAUUGCCUCAAAUGUUGCAACAAAUUCAAUCCAAUGACUUUCAAGAGCAAUUGGCAGCUACCGUUAAGUUUAGACAGAUAUUGUCGAGGGAACACAGACCUCCUAUUAAUUUGGUGAUUGAUUCUGGGGUUGUGCCAACACUAGUGAGUUUUAUGAACGAAAAUCAGCCUGAAAUGUUGCAAUUGGAAGCAGCAUGGGCGCUAACCAACAUUGCAUCAGGGACUUCAGAACAGACCCGGUUCGUAGUCGACGCUGGUGCUGUUCCUCUUUUUAUCCAAUUGUUAUAUUCGAAUUCCAUAGAAGUUAAGGAACAAGCUAUCUGGGCCUUGGGUAACGUUGCGGGUGACUCAACAUCAUACAGAGAUUAUGUGUUGGAUUGUAGUGCUAUGGAGCCUAUUUUGUCAUUGUUUGAGGUUUCGAAGACUUCAUUGAUCAGGACUGCCACGUGGACAUUGUCCAAUCUUUGUCGUGGUAAGAAGCCUCAGCCAGAUUGGAACAAAGUGUCUCAAGCCCUUCCUACACUUUCUAAGCUCAUAUAUUCCAUUGACACUGAGACGUUAGUUGAUGCGUGUUGGGCUAUUUCCUAUCUAUCGGAUGGUCCAGUAAACGCUAUACAAGCGGUUGUCGACGCCAGAAUACCAAAGCGGUUAGUGGAGUUGUUAUCUCAUCAGUCAACACUCGUCCAAACUCCUGCACUGAGAGCAGUGGGUAAUAUUGUUACUGGUAACGAUUUACAGACCCAAAUUGUCAUAAACUGUGGUGUUCUACCGGCUCUUAGAAACCUUCUAACCUCUCCAAAGGAAUCUAUCAGAAAAGAGGCAUGUUGGACCAUCUCUAAUAUCACUGCAGGAAAUACCGACCAAAUCCAGGCAGUCAUAGAUGCAAACUUAAUCCCUCCAUUGGUAAAGCUUUUGGAGACCGCAGAAUACAAGACAAAGAAGGAAGCUUGUUGGGCAAUCUCCAACGCGUCCUCUGGUGGUCUGCAGAGACCUGAUAUCAUCAGAUACUUAGUCUCCCAGGGAUGCAUAAAACCACUAUGCGAUCUCUUAGAAAUAGCGGACAACCGGAUUAUUGAAGUCACAUUGGAUGCUUUGGAGAAUAUCUUGAAGAUGGGUGACGCUGAAAAGGAGGCUCGUGGCUCUGUUGUGAACGAAAAUGCCGACUUCAUCGAAAAGGCCGGUGGUAUGGAAAAGAUAUUUAACUGUCAGUCAAAUGCCAAUGAAAAGAUUUAUGAAAAGGCCUACAAUAUUAUCGAAAGAUACUUCGGUGCUGAAGACAACAAUAUAGACGAGUCAAUGGCCCCACAAACUGCAGACAACGCUUUUGGGUUUGGUUCAAACAUGAACCAACAAUUCAGCUUUAACUAA
Molecule: messenger RNA, 1644 nt
Organism: Eremothecium sinecaudum
Lineage: Eukaryota; Fungi; Ascomycota; Saccharomycetes; Saccharomycetales; Saccharomycetaceae
Gene: SRP1
Product: karyopherin alpha
Exons: 1
Coding region: 1-1644 (547 amino acids)
Biological process (GO): NLS-bearing protein import into nucleus
Cellular component (GO): nucleoplasm; nucleus; cytoplasm
Molecular function (GO): protein binding; nuclear import signal receptor activity
Source: RefSeq, a predicted model, not a curated record